AUGGGUGGUGACAAGGGCCUCAGCCUUGAAGAGAUCAAGAAUGAGACUGUUGAUUUGGAAAAAGUUCCAAUCGAGGAAGUGUUUGAGCAGCUGAAAUGCACCCGGGAGGGUUUGAGUUCCGACGAGGGUGCCAACCGGCUUCAAAUUUUCGGUCCAAACAAAUUGGAAGAGAAAAAGGAAAGCAAGUUGCUCAAGUUUCUAGGGUUUAUGUGGAACCCGCUCUCGUGGGUCAUGGAGGCCGCCGCCUUGAUGGCCAUCGUGCUGGCCAACGGUGGCGGCAAGCCCCCAGACUGGCAAGAUUUUGUGGGUAUCGUUUGUUUGCUUGUUAUCAACUCCACCAUAAGUUUCAUCGAGGAAAACAACGCCGGAAAUGCAGCUGCCGCCCUCAUGGCCGGCCUCGCUCCCAAAACGAAGGUCCUCCGAGACGGGCGUUGGAGCGAGCAGGAGGCGUCCAUCCUCGUCCCCGGCGACAUCAUCAGCAUUAAGCUCGGCGACAUCAUCCCGGCCGACGCGCGCCUCCUCGAGGGAGACCCCCUCAAGGUGGACCAGUCGGCCCUCACCGGCGAGUCCCUCCCCGUCACCAAGAACCCCCACGACGAGGUCUUCUCCGGCUCGACUUGCAAGCAAGGCGAGAUCGAGGCCGUCGUCAUCGCCACCGGCGUCCACACCUUCUUCGGCAAGGCCGCCCACCUCGUCGACUCCACCAAUCAAGUCGGGCACUUCCAGAAAGUCCUCACCGCCAUCGGCAACUUCUGCAUCUGCUCGAUUGCCGUCGGCAUGUUAACCGAGAUCAUCGUCAUGUACCCCAUCCAACACCGCGAGUACCGCAAGGGAAUCGACAACUUGCUCGUGCUUUUGAUCGGCGGGAUUCCGAUCGCCAUGCCGACAGUGUUGUCAGUCACGAUGGCCAUUGGGUCCCACCGGCUGUCCCAGCAGGGUGCGAUUACGAAGAGGAUGACUGCCAUUGAGGAGAUGGCCGGGAUGGAUGUGUUGUGUAGUGAUAAAACGGGGACUCUCACGCUCAACAAGCUCACGGUUGAUAAGAGUUUGAUUGAGGUUUUUGCGAAGGGGAUGGAUCCGGAACAGGUUUUGUUGCUUGCCGCUAGGGCUUCGAGGACCGAGAAUCAGGAUGCUAUCGAUGCGGCCAUUGUCGGGACGCUUGCCGAUCCCAAAGAGGCAAGAGCUGGUAUCAGGGAGGUUCACUUCUUCCCCUUCAACCCGGUGGAUAAGAGGACGGCUCUGACUUACAUCGACUCCAACGGGAACUGGCAUAGAGCUAGCAAGGGAGCUCCCGAGCAGAUUUUGACGCUCUGCAACUGCAAGGAAGAUUUGAAGAAGAAAGUCCACAGUGUCAUCGAUAAGUUUGCCGAGCGUGGACUCCGGUCAUUGGCCGUUGCUUAUCAAGAAUUGCCCGAGAAAUCGAAAGAUGCUCCCGGUGCCCCGUGGAAAUUUGUCGGGCUUUUGUCCCUUUUCGAUCCUCCGAGGCACGACAGUGCCGAAACUAUCCGAAGGGCUCUGAAUCUUGGUGUAAAUGUGAAAAUGAUUACUGAGCACAAAUACGAAAUCGUGAAGAAGUUGCAAGAAAGGAAGCAUAUUGUUGGGAUGACGGGAGAUGGAGUGAACGAUGCCCCGGCUUUGAAGAAAGCCGACAUUGGAAUUGCGGUGGCGGAUGCUACGGAUGCCGCAAGAGGUGCUUCGGAUAUCGUGUUGACUGAACCAGGACUUAGUGUUAUUAUUAGUGCGGUGUUGACCAGCCGAGCCAUUUUCCAGAGGAUGAAGAAUUACACGAUUUAUGCAGUUUCCAUCACCAUCCGUAUAGUGUUUGGUUUCAUGUUCAUUGCUUUGAUUUGGAAGUUCGAUUUCUCGCCCUUCAUGGUUUUGAUCAUUGCCAUUUUGAACGACGGUACUAUUAUGACCAUCUCAAAGGAUCGAGUGAAGCCAUCUCCACUUCCCGACAGCUGGAAACUCAAAGAGAUAUUCGCCACCGGCAUUGUUCUUGGAGGAUAUCUUGCCUUGAUGACCGUUAUAUUCUUCUGGCUCAUGCAUAAAACCGACUUUUUCCAUGACAAAUUUGGCGUGAAAAAUAUUAGAAACAGCGAGGAUGAAAUGAUGGCCGCUCUAUACUUGCAAGUGAGUAUCGUUAGCCAAGCUCUCAUCUUCGUGACAAGAUCACGAAGCUGGUCAUUUGUCGAGAGACCCGGGCUUUUGUUAGUGACUGCUUUCGUAAUUGCACAACUGGUUGCGACUCUCAUAGCCGUGUACGCUAACUGGGGUUUCGCGAGGAUUAAAGGCUGUGGCUGGGGAUGGGCCGGCGUUAUCUGGAUUUACAGUCUCGUUUUUUAUGUUCCGCUCGAUUUAAUGAAAUUUGCCAUCCGUUACAUCUUGAGCGGGAAGGCGUGGCAGAACUUGUACGAAAACAAGACUGCUUUCACGACCAAGAAAGAUUACGGGAAAGAGGAGAGGGAAGCCCAAUGGGCUCUUGCUCAACGGACUUUGCACGGCCUGCAAACCCCGCAAGAUACUAAUCUCUUCAACGAGAAGAGUAGCUAUCGUGAAUUGUCCGAAAUAGCCGAACAAGCCAAGAGAAGAGCUGAGAUUGCAAGGCUUCGUGAGCUGCAUACACUCAAGGGACACGUUGAGUCGGUUGUGAAGCUCAAGGGGCUCGAUAUCGAGACAAUCCAGCAGCACUAUACUGUCUGAAGAAGCAGAGUAAAUCUUUUUUUUCACCAUUAAGUGAGAAAAAGAUGAUUUAGAGAGAGCAUAAAGAGUGCCAUUUAGACAAAAACUGAUCCUAACAAGAAUUUCCCUGAGUCUGUUCAUUUUGCUCGUCUAAUUCUUGGCUCUUAUGUAUAUGAGUACAAUGGCAUCUCCUUUGUAACAACUGUCCUUUUUUCUUUUUCCAGAUUAGUCGUGUGCAUUGAUGUUUUCGUGUUAAUACUUAAUACUUAAUAACGUGAUCUAUAAUUGUCUACUUGAUGUGAUUAGCUUUGGUAGUUAACUAUCGGUUUUGACGAUGAUUUAACUGUAAAAAUUCAGUGACUGCAGUUAAGUUUAAAUGCAAAUGAACCCAUUUUUGCUAAAUGGUGGUAACUUUUUCUGCCAUUUAUCAGCUCCAAAAUCAAGAUUAAUCCACCAACACCAUCAAGAAAACAUUUACAUUGAAAAUAAAAUCCCAUCACAUUCAAAAUCAGGAUAUCUUGAAGGUGGAUCACUGUUGACUCCGUCUUGGUUGACACGUGGACGUACAACAUUG
Molecule: messenger RNA, 3253 nt
Organism: Striga asiatica
Lineage: Eukaryota; Viridiplantae; Streptophyta; Magnoliopsida; Lamiales; Orobanchaceae
Source: the annotation of a GenBank genome assembly